AAGACAAGUUAGCAUUGCAGGCACAGUAAUAUUUAACACAAACAGUUAACAAUAUGGGUUGGUUUUUUUUUUGUUUUUUUUUUGUUUGUUUUUUUAAGAGGAACUUAAACCUUAUCCAUUCACACAGACUUGCUGUAUGUUCAGGAUGAUUUGGAUUUAUCAGACUUUUUAUUUCAUUUUCUUACUUGCUUCGGUUUACAGUGAAUGUGUGACACAGAUCUAUGAAAAUACUUACUUCCAAGGAGGAGACCUCAUUACGGUUUUCACACCAAGUGCCAAUUACUGUCAAAUAGUUUGUACUUACCAUCCUACCUGCCUGCUCUUCACAUAUUUGCCGGUGACGUGGACUAAAGAUCCUGCACAGAGGUUCUCCUGCUACUUAAAAGACAGUGAUACUGAAAUGCUACCAAAAGUGAAGAUGGAAGGAGCUAUUUCUGGACAUUCUUUAAAACAGUGCAACAUCAAAAUUAGUGCUUGCAGUCCAGAUGUCCACUUAGGAUUGGAUAUGCAAGGAGUAAAUUAUGACAUUAGUAUGGCUGACAGCUAUCAACAGUGCCAAAAAAGAUGCACCAAUGACAAGCACUGCCAUUUUUUUACAUAUGCCCAAGGAACAUUCCAUGAUGCAAGCUUUCGUGAAAAAUGCUUCUUGAAACAUACGAGUUUAGGAACUCCAACCAGCAUAAGGGUGCUUGAUGAGGUUGUGUCUGGAUUCUCCUUAAAGCCAUGUCAGCUUUCUGAAUUAGAUUGUCAAAUGGACAUUUUUGAACAUGAAGAAUUUUCAGGAAUGAAUGUUACAAGUUUUUUCACUCCUGACACAUUCGUCUGCCAAACUAUUUGUACUUAUUUUCCAAACUGCUUGUUCUUUACAUUCUUCACCAAGGAAUGGCAAAUAGAAUCCCAAAGAAAUCUUUGCCUCCUGAAAACAUCAACAAGUGGAAUACCAGAGGCACUUACAUUACGAGAAAAUGCUAUUUCAGGUUUUGGUCUCCUGAAUUGCAGAAGAUACUUUCCUGCCUGCAAUUCUCGCACUUAUGUGCAUAUGAAUUUUGUGGGAGAUGAACUCAAUGUCACUUAUACUAAAGGACCCAGAGCUUGUCAGCAAGUUUGCACAGACAUGAUCCGCUGCCAAUUUUUUACCUACUUUCCUCUCCAAGAGUCGUGCAAUGAGGAAAGAAAGUGUGAGUGUCAUUUAAGAAUGUCCUCAAAUGGAUCUCCAGUGGAAAUACAACAUGGGCCAGGAAGAAUCUCUGGAUACUCACUAAGACUGUGUAAAAAAAAGGCCAGUACUGUAUGUAUGCAGCAUUCUUCAAGAAAUAUUAGGAUAAUUGGAGGGACGGAUUCUUCCCCUGGUGAAUGGCCAUGGCAAGUAAGCUUACAUGUGAAGCUAUCUCGCCGGAGACACCUCUGUGGGGGCUCUAUCAUAAGUAACCAGUGGAUCCUUACAGCUGCCCACUGUUUUGUGAGUGUUCAGAACCCCAACAUUUGGCGUGUUUAUGCCGGUGUUUUAAAACAAUCAGAAAUAAAUGAGGAUACACCUUUCUUCAGAGUGGAAGAGAUUAUUAUUCAUCCUCAGUAUAACUCUGCGCAGACUGGAUAUGACAUUGCUUUAUUGAAACUUGAUAAGGCUAUGAAUUUUACUGAUCUUCAACUUCCUAUUUGCCUGCCAUCAAAAGAAGAGGCUAGUAUGCUCUAUACUGACUGCUGGGUAAUUGGAUGGGGUUACAGGAAGGAAAGAGGUCGUGUAGAAGAUAUUCUUCAGAAAGUUACUGUUCCACUAAUGUCAAAAGAGGAAUGCCAGGCAAGAUACCGGAAGCGCAGAAUCGAUGACAAAGAGAUCUGUGCUGGCUAUGAUGAAGGUGGAAAGGAUGCCUGUAAGGGAGAUUCUGGAGGACCACUGUCGUGCAGGCACGAGGAAGUGUGGUAUCUGGUGGGCAUCACCAGUUGGGGUGAAGGCUGCGCUCGGCCCCGGCAGCCAGGAGUCUACACAAAAGUUGUUGAAUUUUCAGACUGGAUUUUGGAAAAAACUACGUAACGUGAACAUAACUUAAUGACUCAUAAUGUUGUUGUAGAGAAACAACCCUGGGAGCAACAGGAAGAUGUUUAAUGUAAAAAAAAAAAAUAAAAUUAAAGUUUUAAAAAUGGUGUUAACUGUUAGUUGAAGCAUAAAAGACUUGAUUAAAGAAGUAGAAAAGAAAAAAUGAAUGAACUUUACAAUGAAUGAAUUUAAAUCAGUAGCAAACUUUCAGACUUUCUGAUCACUGAUUUGUCAGAAAAUAUUAUACAUCUGAGCCAUUGACUUCUUCUUUCAUCUCCAGCAUAAAAUAUUCUAUGAGACGUGUUUAAGGAGAUUGGGGAUUUUUUGUUUACUUCAGUGAUGACUGGACCUCCUCAUCUUCUGUACAUGUAACUGACAUUAACAGUGAUUAAGAGAAAGUAUUAAAAGGCCAGGAAAAUCUGGCAUCUAGUCCAAAAGUUCAUUGAUGACAGACUGCAACUGACAUUAUAAUCCUCUUGAUUAAAUAAACUAUCUCAGCUACAGAAUAAUAUUCUUGAUUUUUAUCUUGAUAAUGACUUUUCCCUUUUUAAUUUUCUCAUUUUUUUCUUUUGUUCUUUCUACUCAUCUACUUGUUACUGUCAGUUAACAAAAAUGUUUUGUAGCCAAAAAAAAAAAAUACUAAUGUAAGAAGCAGCAGUCAAAAAAAUUUUUUCCGUAGUAAGAAGUUUUCCAGAAGUAUUUCUGGAUCAGAAGGGAACACACAUUUUUCUUUUGCUUUUGUCUUUGCUAAACUUGUUUCCUAUAUAUUCUAUAUUGCCUUAAUUGCUGAAAAUAUGUUCCAGAAUUCUGCUUAUAAUUGCCUCACAGCCACACUGAAUGUAUUGUUGAGGUCUAUACUGGCAGUGUCUUUAGGAGUAAAUGAAGUAAUUAAAUAAAAUAUGUCAAAUCUAUGGAAAAAUA
This is a messenger RNA of Centrocercus urophasianus (Greater sage-grouse), 2956 nucleotides long. RefSeq names its product plasma kallikrein-like. Gene Ontology annotation, cellular component: extracellular region. Bases 137 to 2032 code for a protein of 631 amino acids. The record is from RefSeq and is a predicted model, not a curated record. Gene Ontology annotation, biological process: proteolysis. NCBI's taxonomy places the organism in Eukaryota, Metazoa, Chordata, Aves, Galliformes, Phasianidae. The transcript has 15 exons. Gene Ontology annotation, molecular function: serine-type endopeptidase activity; protein binding.